This is a messenger RNA of Fusarium coffeatum, 624 nucleotides long. RefSeq lists its product as uncharacterized. Lineage: Eukaryota; Fungi; Ascomycota; Sordariomycetes; Hypocreales; Nectriaceae. The transcript is spliced from 3 exons. The record is from RefSeq and is a predicted model, not a curated record. Bases 1 to 624 code for a protein of 207 amino acids.
AUGGCCGGAGACGAAGAACACGAUGGCGCUUCCGUUAAGGAAAUCCUGAUCGAAGCUUGCCGUCGCAACAAUGUCGAUCUUCUUGACGAAUGCCUAGAGGAGAAGACCGACGCCGAAAUCUCCAAGCUCCUCAACGAGACUACAACCGUCAUGGGCAACCAUCUUUACCACGAAGCCGCCUCCCGAGGAAAUUACGAAAUCAUCGACCAUCUCCUCGACCAACCAGAAUUUGAGUGCGAUCCUGUAAACCGUCAGGAAGGCGACACGCCGCUUCACACUGUCAUUAGAUGGAUAAACUCGGAGCCUCCUGCUCAGCGACCUUUCGGCAACGCCCUCGUCGAGAUGAUGCUUGAGGCCGGUUCAAGCACCCGUGUCAAGAACAAGGCUCGCCUCACUCCAUACCAGCUCGUUGAUCCCACCAACACAGAACUCCGCGAUCUUAUUCAGAAGCACGAAUAUGCGAACCAAAACGCAGGAGACUUUAUCAACGUGAAUAACUCGGCUAGCCAGGGUGCUGUGCUUGAUGUUCCAGAUGAGAGUGAUGACGAUGCUGAGUUCAGCGGUAGUGACGAAGAGGAGCGUGCUGAGUGGGAGAGGAGGCGGAAGGAGAGACAACGCAAAUAG